This is a messenger RNA of Corticium candelabrum, 2470 nucleotides long. Its product is annotated as contactin-5-like. Gene Ontology annotation, biological process: cell-cell adhesion. The coding region runs from base 72 to 2261 and encodes 729 amino acids. NCBI's taxonomy places the organism in Eukaryota, Metazoa, Porifera, Homoscleromorpha, Homosclerophorida, Plakinidae. The transcript has 11 exons. The record is from RefSeq and is a predicted model, not a curated record.
GUCCACAGCCAAAACACCAAGAACAAGAGAGUCUCAAGCUCAGUAAAGACGUUCGAGUUCUAGCAGGAGUGAUGACUGCUGUGUACCGCAUACUCGUCAGUGCCAUCUCUCUUCUCGUGCUGUCGACACGCGGCGUGUGGACAUUGUCGUUCACUGCAGAGCCCGAAGAUGGUAUUGUACCGGCAGGAUCGAGUGUUACUCUCCACUGCAUUGUCGACCAACGUGACUCAGCAUCAGCAACUUACAUUUGGUACAGAAAUGGAAAAUCUCUCUCCAAUGAUAAGGUCUACACGAUGGUCGCAGGAGAUCUAACUAUAUCCGUACCGGCCGGUUUAAAGGAUUACGGGAAAUAUGACGGAACGUUCCAUUGUCUUGUCUCCAAUAAAGUCGGUCAACUGAGAAGUAGAGAUGCAAGUGUUGUAGUGAGUCGAAGCACUGCAGCAGGUCAUUUUGGACCAGUUGGCGGUCAACAGACAAGAUUUGUUCCCCAUAAAGAUGAAAUAGUUGCUGUUGUACAAGAAGGAUACUUUACCCCUCACGAAACCGCUUGGCACAUUGAAUGCACGACGGAAACCAAUGCACAGAUAUCAUGUCCAUCUACAGCCUGCAAUCUAACAUACACCAUAUAUCCAAUUGAUGGUCAAAAAAGCAUGUCCGUUCUACUCAUGACUCUUCCUCAGCUUCGACAAUUGACCACUAGUUCAACGUGCACAAGUUUUUCUCUAACCUCCAAAUGGGAUAAAAAUAAUCUCCUACAUGCAAAAUUCGUUGGGCGAGAAUUUCCACCUAGACGUAUCGUUCUACCAGUUGACACAAACGCUGUGGCUGGCAAGGAUGUGGUUCUUCCUUGUCAUGGCAAUCGUGUCAGCUCUUACAGUUGGACUAAGAAUGAUGUUGUUCUUGAUGCUAACGCAAAUCCAAGGAUUACAAUUAGAGGUGGAGAUCUGCACAUCAAAUCGGUAACAAAGUCAGAUGCUGGAGAAUACGUCUGUACACCUUCCAUUGCGGCCAAGUCCAAAAAGACGACCGCUACUCUUGCAGUUUAUUCUGCUCCAAGUGUGAUACUCUCAGUGCACAGAGGAAUGUCACAAGUAACUGUGACCUGCACGGUAUCAGGUAGCCCAGAAAUCAAAGCCAUACUCCUUGUUCAUGGAUUACAGAAAGUCAAUGUAACUCUGAAAGCUGCACCUCAUAAUCUAGAACGCAGUUUGCCUCUGGAUGCUAAAGGAUUGGUUCAGUGCGUUGCAUCGAACAAAUUCGGCAGUCUGCAGACCAGUCGUGAUGUCAUGUCCUCAACAGUAUCACCUACUACGAGUGUUCCAGACGUUACUACAUCCUCUCCAACUAGGAAAGAAACCUCAACGCAGGUUGAUGUCAAAGAAACUAUAGACACACACACGCAUCCACCAACAACCCCCAAAAUAGAAAAGGAGCAACAAACAGAUUCUAGCAAACGACUGAAUGAACAACAAGAUUCAAAUACAGUAACAAACGAAACCCAAGGUAGUAAAAGCAAAGAGUUUGACACCACAACGAAAGAAGAUCAAUCAACAACUGCAGAUCACGAUGGCCAAACAGUUCAGCAAGACAGUACGUCAUCCACCUCUCAGCCACCUGUAGGUAUCGAACAAUUGCCAGCCUCUAACAAGGAUAAGUCUUCUCAUGGCUUGACAAGUGGAGCAGCUGCUGGCAUUGCGGUAGCAACAAUUGUGGUACUUGCAAUUAUAGUCAUUGGACUGGUGUUAUGGAAAAGAAAACAAUCAAAAACUCGAAUAAUGUGGGAUGUAAAGACUGCAAGAUAUGGUACCGUGCUGCAGAAUCCAGCGCUUGGAGACCUUGAUGACCUGCAAGAACCCAAAACAGACAAUUCGGAUGCAAAAAAAUCAGCCAACUUGUCAAGAGUUGGCGUCAAUGAUGAUGCUGCUGCCACCAUUUCUAUUGGAGCCGAAUCUAAUCCAGUUUUGGGAAAACACAACUCGUCAGUAUCAUAUGGAACACCCGACCAUAUUACAGUUGGAGAAGAACUGUAUGCUAUCAGUACAAAGUCCCGUAGCAAUACACCAAAACUCACUACCAACAAAUCAGAAGCAGCUGGUUAUGUUUUGCAUUACCAGAAGGGAGAUGACGAGGACGUCAUUGCAAUGAAGCAAGAAAGCUCAGAUAAUCCCACAAUGAAAGAAGACUUAGAAGAAGAGUCGCCAUAUGCUGAAAUAAACCUAGAUGACAUCAGAGACGAACCAGACGAUGCCACCAAAGCGUAAUACAAAUGAUGAUAUGUGUGCAGAUGGUCUAUCACACAGCACUACAGCACCUGCAAAGCACUUGCUCUCUUUGACAAAUCAGAUUUGUGGCUACUAUUAGGUACCAACAUCUUCUCUGAUACAUUAGAAAUUUAGUGUGCUCGCUCUUUCUUUCAUCGAUUUUGUCUUCAUUGAUUUCGUCUAUUCAAAAUUGCAGGCUUUCAGUAUAA